This is a messenger RNA of Elephantulus edwardii (Cape elephant shrew), 2064 nucleotides long. RefSeq names its product adaptor protein, phosphotyrosine interaction, PH domain and leucine zipper containing 2 (gene APPL2). Bases 1 to 2064 code for a protein of 687 amino acids. The transcript has 22 exons. Gene Ontology annotation, cellular component: endosome membrane; cytoplasm. The record is from RefSeq and is a predicted model, not a curated record. Gene Ontology annotation, biological process: signaling. Gene Ontology annotation, molecular function: protein binding. NCBI's taxonomy places the organism in Eukaryota, Metazoa, Chordata, Mammalia, Macroscelidea, Macroscelididae.
AUGCCCGCCGUGGACAAGCUCCUGCUAGAGGAGGCGUUGCAGGACAGCCCCCAGGUACCUCUCGCAGCCCUGGCCUCCCUCGCCCGCGGGGGUGAGAACCUGGAGGCCCCACCAUCCCCCGGUUUUAUGACUCGCUCUUUACUGAGCGUAUUUGAAGAAGAUGCAGGCACCCUCACAGAUUAUACGAACCAGCUGCUCCAGGCCAUGCAGCGAGUUUAUGGAGCCCAGAAUGAAAUGUGCCUGGCCACUCAACAGCUUUCUAAACAACUGCUGGCAUAUGAAAAACAGAACUUUGCUCUUGGCAAAGGAGAUGAAGAAGUAAUUUCUACACUUCACCACUUUUCUAAAGUGGUGGAUGAGCUUAACAUCCUCCACACGGAGCUGACGAAACAGUUGGCAGACACGAUGGUUCUGCAUAUUAUACAAUUUCGAGAGAAGGAUCUCACAGAAGUAAGCACUUUAAAGGAUCUCUUUGGACUUGCCAGUAAUGAGCAUGACCUCUCGAUGGCCAAGUAUAGCAGGCUGCCCAAAAAAAAGGAGAAUGAGAAGGUGAAGGCGGAGGUCGUCAAGGAGGUAGCUGCAGCCCGGCGGAAGCAGCACCUCUCAUCUCUCCAGUAUUACUGCGCCCUCAACGCACUGCAGUUCAGGAAGCGGAUCGCCAUGAUGGAGCCCAUGAUGGGCUUUGCCCGUGGCCAGAUUAACUUCUUUAAGAAGGGAGCAGAGAUGUUUUCCAAACGCAUGGACAGCUUGCUGUCGUCCGCUGCAGACAUGGUUCAGAGCAUUCAGGUGGAACUGGAAGCCGAAGCAGAAAAGAUGCGCGUGUCCCAGCAAGAGUUACUCUCUGUUGAUGAAUCUGUUUAUACACCAGACUCCGAUGUCGCCGCCCCGCAGAUCAACAGGAACCUCAUCCAGAAGGCUGGCUACCUUAAUCUUAGAACUAAAACAGGGCUGGUCACCACCACCUGGGAGCGACUGUACUUCUUCACCCAGGGCGGGAAUCUCAUGUGCCAGCCCAGGGGGGCCGUGGCCGGAGGUCUGAUCCAGGACCUGGACAACUGCUCGGUGAUGGCGGUGGACUGUGAGGACCGGCGUUACUGCUUCCAGAUCACCACGCCAAAUGGAAAAUCGGGAAUAAUUCUCCAGGCAGAGAGCAGGAAGGAAAACGACGAGUGGAUAUGUGCAAUCAACAACAUCUCAAGACAGAUCUACCUGACUGACAACCCAGAGGCGGUUGCCAUCAAGUUGAAUCAGACAGCGCUGGAAGCAGUGACUCCCAUCACAAGCUUUGGGAGAAAACAAGAACCCGUGUGCCCCAGUCAGAACCUGAAAAAUUCGGAGCUGGAAAAUGACAAGGUUGUGCCCAGAGUAACGGCCAGUAUCCCCGAAGCCGAGCAACUGAUAGCACCUGGAACACCUAUUCAGUUCGAUAUUGUUCUUCCUGCCACAGAAUUCCUUGACCAGAACAGAGGGAGCAGGCGGAUCAACCCUUUUGGUGAGACUGAGGACGAAACGUUUCCAGAAGCAGAAGAUUCUCUGUUGCAGCAGAUGUUCAUAGUGCGGUUUCUGGGAUCAAUGGCAGUUAAAACAGACAGCACCACGGAAGUGAUUUAUGAAGCCAUGAGACAAGUACUGGCCGCCCGGGCCAUUCAUAACAUCUUCCGCAUGACAGAAUCCCAUCUGAUGGUCACGAGCCAGACCCUGAGGUUGAUAGAUCCUCAGACUCAAGUAACAAGGGCCAAUUUUGAACUUACCAGCAUCACACAGUUUGCCGCUCAUCAAGAAAACAAGAGACUGGUUGGCUUCGUCAUCCGCAUCCCGGAAUCCACAGGAGAGGCAUCUCUGAGCACAUAUAUUUUUGAAAGUAACUCAGAAGGCGAAAAGAUAUGUUAUGCUAUUAAUUUGGGAAAAGAAAUUAUUGAGGUUCAGAAGGACCCAGAAGCGCUGGCUCAAUUAAUGCUGUCUAUACCACUAACCAAUGAUGGAAAAUUUGUACUCUUAAACGAUCAACCAGAUGACACUGAUGGAAGCUCACGUGAAAACAGAGGCGCAGAGUCUGAAGCGUAA